AUGACCCCUUCAGUCCAUCAGAACAGCCCCUUCAGCCCAUCAGAACAGCCCCUUCAGUCCAUCAGAACAGCCCCUUCAGCCCAUCAGAACAGCCCCUUCAGCCCAUCAGAACAGCCCCUUCAGCCCAUCAGAACAGCCCCUUCAGCCCAUCAGAACAGCCCCUUCAGCCCAUCAGAACAGCCCUUCAGUCCAUCACAACAGCCCUUCAGUCCAUCACAGCAGCCUUCAAGUCCAUCACAACAGCCCCUUCAGCCCAUCAGAACAGCCCCCUUCAGCCCAUCAGAACAGUCCCUUCAGCCCAUCAGAACAGUCCCUUCGGCCAUUUUAAAAUCCUCUCUCGAGUCCUUUUUAAUAUUCCUGAAGCAAAAUCGCAAAAGCCUUCAAAAGUCUUCAAAAGCCUUCCUCUUGGCCCCCAGUAACACCUCCAGCAGUCCGAGCAAAGCCUCUCUGCCAGCCAUCAGCACCCCUUCAAUAGCACCUUCAACAACAUCGAUCAUAGCUCCUCCAACACCUCCUUAA
Messenger RNA from Homarus americanus (American lobster), 519 nucleotides. Its product is annotated as DNA-directed RNA polymerase II subunit rpb1-like. Bases 1 to 519 code for a protein of 172 amino acids. Lineage: Eukaryota; Metazoa; Arthropoda; Malacostraca; Decapoda; Nephropidae. The transcript has a single exon. The record is from RefSeq and is a predicted model, not a curated record.